AAUUAGCCAGGCGAUGCGUAAAAAAUACAAACGGGAGAUGGACUAUGUCUAUGCUAUUAUGAACGAUUUGGAACGGAAAUUGGAACGCCCUAUCCGUGAUCUCGAUGACGUCAGAACCGUCAUGGAAACUCUCAAAAAAAUACGAGAGCAAGAAGUUGAUAUGGAAUUAAAAAUUGACCCCGUUGAGGAAGCGUUUAACGUUAUAACUCGUUACGAGCUGCCAGUUAGUAAAGAAGAUUUGGAGCAAGUUGAUAAUCUUCGAUACACUUGGCAACAGCUGCAGGCGACGGCACUCGCUUCUCAUGUGCAGCUGUUGAAGAUGCAACCGCAGUUUGAAGAGGAUUUGAAAAACAAUUUGGACAAAUUUAGGGAUGACAACGCCGAAUACUGUCACGAGUAUAGACACGCUGGACCGAUGCAGCCAGGGUUGACCCCACGAGAAGCAUCCGAUAGAUUGAUACUUUUUCAAGUACUUACUCUAUAUUUGUGUACUUUUAAAUUGAAAUGAGCGUGUCUUUGUUCUUAUUAAAAUAUUCCAACAGAAUCGGUUCGACGGAAUGUGGCGAAAGCUUCAGACCUACCAGAACGGUGAAGAGCUUUUUGGUCUUCCCCAUACAGAAUACCCUGAAUUAGCCCAAAUAAGAAAGGAACUGAACUUACUCCAGAAGCUGUAUAAGCUUUACAACGACGUUAUUGACAGGGUCAGUAGUUACUACGACAUACCCUGGGGAGAAGUUAAUAUUGAAGAGAUCAACAAUGAACUGAUGGAGUUUCAGAACAGAUGCCGAAAGUUGCCGAAAGGUCUCAAAGAGUGGCCGGCAUUCUUUGCCCUUAAGAAGACCAUCGACGAUUUCAACGAUAUGUGUCCUCUCCUUGAGCUGAUGGCCAACAAAGCUAUGAAGCCUCGCCAUUGGCAGAGGAUCAUGGAGGUCACGAAAUACGUUUUUGAGUUAGACAACGAGGACUUCUGCUUGAAAAAUAUACUAGAAGCACCCCUGCUGCAGAACAAGGAGGAUAUCGAGGUGUUUUUAAACGGUUUUAUUAAAUUUCAACUCUAA
Bombyx mori (domestic silkworm) is the source of this 1058-nucleotide messenger RNA. RefSeq names its product dynein axonemal heavy chain 5. Gene Ontology annotation, molecular function: dynein light intermediate chain binding; dynein intermediate chain binding; minus-end-directed microtubule motor activity. The transcript is spliced from 4 exons. NCBI's taxonomy places the organism in Eukaryota, Metazoa, Arthropoda, Insecta, Lepidoptera, Bombycidae. Gene Ontology annotation, cellular component: axonemal dynein complex. Gene Ontology annotation, biological process: microtubule-based movement. Bases 558 to 1058 code for a protein of 166 amino acids. The record is from RefSeq and is a predicted model, not a curated record.